This is a messenger RNA of Ctenocephalides felis (cat flea), 6715 nucleotides long. It is a transcript of the gene CdGAPr, whose product is annotated as GTPase-activating protein CdGAPr. The coding region runs from base 161 to 6391 and encodes 2076 amino acids. The transcript is spliced from 20 exons. Lineage: Eukaryota; Metazoa; Arthropoda; Insecta; Siphonaptera; Pulicidae. Gene Ontology annotation, biological process: small GTPase-mediated signal transduction. Gene Ontology annotation, molecular function: GTPase activator activity; protein binding. The record is from RefSeq and is a predicted model, not a curated record.
GUUGCGUAGUGGUUAAAAUUUUAAUUGUUAUCUAAUAAUGACAAAUGUGUAAUGUUACAAUAUAAUGGUGAAAAGGAUAUAUUACGUACACGAAUAGGGGCUGAGCAAUCCGGAUCUACCGCGGUGCGUGAGCGGCGGCGACGUAGUUGUGGCGGCAGCUAUGACGUCGCUACAACAACAGCCCUUGCCGCUUGCAGCCUGUGCCCCGUCUAUGAGUGCGUCUGCUCCAUCGCCUGCUUGUGAGGUGUCGUCAGGUGCGACAGUUCCAGUUCCUGGUGAACUAACGCAGCAAGUAGCUCAUCAACGCAGUUGUUCUGAAAGCGAAGCUGCUGGGGCCAUCGGAUGUGAGCGCAAGAGGCGUGGAUCGACUGGGGGAGCGAGAGUUUGGUCGGCUAAUAUACAUUCGACAUCCAGACUUUGCGGUAGUCUCGGCGCUACAGUUGGGCGAGAUCUGUUUGGCAACCAAGACACAGUCAACCAGCAACCUCAUUCUCUGGACUACACAGCACUGCAGGCGGCUGGGGAACACGAUACUUGCUCAACAUCUGGUUUAUCCAUAGCUGAUGGCAGUUGCCGAUUUCCCAAACUUGAAGAAUGUGCACAUUUUCAUUAUGAGAGAGUUGAAUUAGGGGGUGUUACAUUGAGACUUAUGCAUGACGAGGACACGGAGCACGGUACUACAGAUGACACGGAAAGCGUGCAAGGUGGACCGUGGUUUACCAUAUCUGUCGAAUCAGGCCAUUGCUCCAGUCAAAUAAAUAAUCAGAGCUUUAGUUCAUCAGCAGGUUUCAAUGGUUUAAAUUCCACGACAGCAUCUGUAUCUAUUCAACAACAAGUGGGGGUUGGAGGGUCAUUUGCACUGCGCCGGAGUUUGGAAAAUUUGGCUUUGCUUGAUGAAUUAUUGCAUCGUUGUGUAUACGAUCGCCGAGUAUCAGGACUUCAAGAUAUAACCGAGCUGAAAAAAUCACACGAAAGUGGCGAAAUAAGUUUAAAAGAAAUUAAGGAGGCAGUUGACGCUUAUUUAAGUGUUUUUUCGACCCUGGCGGACGAUCGAAUAACUUGUGCACCAGCUCUUACGUGGAUGAGGUUAGAUAAUCGUGGACGUCGAUUAUUAGUUGCGGAUGGAAGUUUGGACUCACUCGGGCGUGGCAUAAAUACACCAGCGGUUGGGGCUGCUUAUGGUGUCCGCAGAUAUGUAGCACAGGCUCGAGAUGAGUUAAGUUUUGAAGUGGGCGAUAUGAUUUCGGUUAUAGACAUGCCUUCUCCCGCGGAGAGCGCCUGGUGGCGCGGAAAACGUGGAUUUGAUGUCGGUUUUUUCCCGCAAACAUGUGUAGCAACAAUAGGUGACAAAGUGCCCAGAAAUUUGCCUAUGCCUGCUCCUUUAGUGGGUUCUUUAGACUUAUCUCCUAGUAAACCGGUAUUAAGAAAACAUGGAAAAUUGAUAGCUUUUUUCAGAAGUUUUAUUCUUUCUCGACCUUCAAGAAGAAGAUUAAAACAAUCAGGAAUAUUAAGGGAAAGAGUAUUUUCUUGUGAUCUAGGGGAACACUUACUUAAUUCUGGGCAUGAUAUUCCUAUGGUAUUAAAGUGCUGUGCAGAAUUUAUUGAGAAAUAUGGUUUAGUAGAUGGUGUGUACCGUUUAUCAGGAAUAACAUCAAAUAUACAAAAAUUGCGCAGAGCAUUUGAUGAAGAGAGGGAACCUGAUCUCACACAUCCUGAUAUAUUGCAGGAUAUUCAUAGUGUUUCUUCUUUACUGAAAAUGUAUUUCCGAGAACUUCCGAAUCCAUUGUGCACCUAUCAGCUUUAUCAUAGUUUUGUUGAAGCAGUUCAAUCGCGGUUAGCGCCAGGACAGGAAUUGAAUCCAGAAAGUGAUGGUAGUGAAGAUAUUAGGUUGAGGCUUAUGAGAGAAGCGGUGCAAAAGCUACCACCACCUCACUAUAGAACCCUUCGCUACUUGACCCGCCACUUGUGUAGAGUUUCUCAACAUGGGGCGCGAACUGGAAUGACUGCUAGAAACAUUGCUAUUGUUUGGGCGCCAAAUUUAUUGAGAUGCGCAAGAUUAGAAGGCGGUGGUGUUGCUGCUCUUCAAGGUGUUGGCGUUCAGGCUGUGGUUACUGAAUUCUUGAUUAUGAAUUCUGAAUUGUUAUUUUCUGACACACCUUGCGCUUUGACGAAUAAUUCUUCAGCUUCAUCUCUGCCACCAUUACCUAGCAGGCCAAAAAGUUUGGCUAUUAGCACUCCUACAAAACUACUAAGUUUGGAAGAAGCGCGAUCGCGGCACCUAAUUGGUGGAGGAGUAGGAGGUAGUGGAAUUGGGAAUGUUGGCGUUCCUGCAACUGCAGGUUCUACGUCAUCUUCUAUUCCGAUCCAUCAUCAAAGCGCUGCUCAUAGACACCAUGGCGGAUAUAUUGAAGUUGGAGGAGGACCUUCAUCUUUACCAGAUAAAUACCACACGAUACUUCCUUUGCCUAGAGGAUGGCAUAAGCGCGCCUCGAAACGAUCUCCAACUGGUUGGCGUGCACUCUUUACUAGAGGAAAUACUGGCUCCUCAAAAGUAGAUGGACAAGGUGGCGACGCGGUUAAACGUGAUAACGAAGUGGAUAGUGGUCUCAUAGGCACUGAUACUGCCACGGAAAUGCUGGCGAUGCACUUGGCCGGCUCUGCAGAAAGUCUUGCCGCCGACCAACAAAACGGCAGUUUGCGCGGUAAACAAAUGCAGUAUUCUUCUCAGGCCACACCUACUGCCAUCAGCGCGUUGUGCGGUGCUACCAGUCCUGCUCUUUCAUCUCACCUUCGCUGUGGAGCAGGUUCCUCUUCGGGUCACAGCCGCUCGGUGUCGCAUGACUCAUAUUUUGAUAUACUCACGGCUGAGGGCGUAGGCAGGAUGGCGGUUGGAGAGCUUAGUGAAUUGAGACUUAAUUUCGACCUGGAAGAACCUGAGAUGAGAAUCUUCUCAGAAGAUGAAAGUUUGGUGUCAUCUCCUAAAGUUGGAUCAAAAGAGCAAUCUGGAAGACGGAUACAAAAUAGAUCUCGGCUUGAGGAUAAUAACAGUGCACUGAACAGCCCAAAAAUUCCAAGCCCUAAAAAACAACCGCGUACCGUUGGUUCUCCAAAUGGUAGUCUCAGAAAAAGAUACAAGUUGGAGGAUCAGCUUUCAGAUAUUCAGUUCAUUGAUUGUGCCACACCUGAACAUAUUUCCACAUCUGCUAAUAAUCAGAAUCAAAAUGUUAUUACAACAGUUUAUGCAACUGUACAAGUUCACAGGAAUCCUUCAGACGAAAUCUGCAAUGAUAACACAGUUAAUUUAGAUAAGAACAAAAUGGACACAGAACUGAAAAAUGAAAGAGUCAGUCUUUGUGAUUUUAGUCGACCAAUUAGCAAUAAUACCAAGAUAGGAAAUAAUAGAGCAGAUAGAUACAGCUGUUUUGAACCAAAGACAACAGCACACUUUCCAGAUUUGCAUGAAAAUAAAGUCAUGCUGAAGUGCAAAUCAAUUGCUGGAGUAUACAAUGAAAACCCUCAAAUGUCUUCUUCAAAUCUGAGUGACAAAAAUACAUUGAGUACGAACAGUAUUAAUUCACAAAAUUCAAGUGCCUCAAAAUUAAGUCCAAAUUACCAUCCUCUGAUUGCGGAAUCAGACAGCGAAAAUAGUGAAGAGUUUAAGACCACUGUUAAUUUAAUGGGUGAUAUAACAAAAGCUAAUUCAAGUUCUAGAUUAAUAUCACCUAAUUUUACAACAAAUAGUGAUCGAAAUAAUAUGACAUUGGAUUUAAAAGUUUCUCCAAUAAGUCCAGUGACGCCACAAAUUAGUGAAAAUUUUAAAUCAUUAAACUUUGAUGAGAGCACCAACACAACCCCAGUACAAAUAAUGGAUAGAUCUAUAUAUUCAGAAACUACUAGUCAAUCUAAUUCUCCUGGAGAUAUAGCAUAUGAAAAUUUAAAUAGAAUAAGUACCAUAUCCAGCGAUUCAAGUACCAAUGAUACUAAAAUCAUUCAGAACAUACAAAUCAAGGAUACAACAAGCGUUUAUGAGAAUGUAAUUUUAAAAAAAACUGGGGUGAUUUAUGAAAAUGUUAAACCUACUUUUAUAAAUGUAUCUCCAACAACUAGUGGAUGCAAAAGCCCAAUAAAAUCAACCAUAAGUAUUACAUAUAACCUUAAAUCACCAAUUAAAUUAAAAUCUAAUUUAGGAGAGAAAGUAAGUUCUCCAGAAAUAGAAAGACAGGAAAUUUAUGAAUCUUUUAAAAGAUACAAGAAUCGUGAUAGUUGCCAGAAUGGUUCAGGUUAUGAAAAUGUUUCAAUGGAGCAAGGACUUAUUUGUUAUGAUGCAGGCGUACCCACUGCGAAAGCUGAUUUGCCUAGUCAGCAAGCCAGGCAACCUGAUAAGAAAGUAGAAGAUAAAACUGGAAACAAGCUCUUAAGCAGUAAAGCAGAAAUGAGAUCUUCCGAGAGUAGUUCUAGUGGCAAGCAACUUCUGGAAACAAAUUUAGAUGAUGUCAUGAAUGAUCAGAUUAUUUAUCAGACCGUCAAAAUAUACAAAAACGCAGUUUCUGAAGUGAAUAAUAUUUUAGGAAAAGAAAAUAUACUUAAAAGCACAGAAGAUAUAAACCAAAGUUCAGAUCAAGAUGUUUCUUCAAUAACAUAUUCUUCAGAAAACAAUGGUGCAUCAGAUCCAAAAUACAAACUGAAUAUUAUUUGUGCUGGAACUUCUUGCAUAGAAGAUGAAAACCCUCACAAUUCAGAUGUUUCUUUAAAAAGCAUAGAUUCCAUUGAGAGUUCUUUAAAUCCUGGUAAUAGUACAACUUGUGCGAAUAUAUCAAAUAUUGUAACGAGUGUGAAUGAUGAAUGCAGUACAGAUUUGUGCAAUGUGAAAAUGGAUACUAGUGAUGCCGAUUUUGAUGAAACUGAUAGCCUAGAAUGUGAUAUAGUAUUAUCAAAACAAUCUGAAGUAGAUAAUGUGGAUUCUGAUAUACUUUCAAAAAGCAAAGCAAGUGAUAUUAUUGAACCUAUGGAUAUAGAAGCACCUGUUCUUGGGGAAUGUUUAGAUAGACUUACAGAAACCAAACACAAAACUGCACCAUCUAAAGUUGAAAAUAGGGAAAUGAAACUAAAUUGUGAUUUAAGACCAUCAAAUUUUAUUGUGAAACAACUUGCUACAAAGUUUGAAUUAAGUCCUGUAGAGAGCCCAGUAUUCUCAUUUAAUCCUGGCAGUGUCAAAAAUAACAGUUUGAAUAAAAAUUCAAAUAUAAAUGAUAAUAGGAAUGUUGUAAAACCAGUUCCACGUACAAGGAAUAGCAUUUUAAAUAAAGAGAAAGCAGGGUCUUUAGAUGAAUCAGCAUUUUCGAGGGAAUUUAGUUAUUCGAGCAAUAUCCAAAUACCUAUAGACAAUUCAGAAUCAGUAGCAGCAAAUCCUACACGCAGAAAAUCGUUUGAUUCAUCACGAGCUAAACUUUUGAAUCAACCUAAGACAUUACCGAAUUUACAAAAUGCAAAUUGCAGUGCAAAGGAUAAAUUUAAUUUAAAUGUAAGUUUGAAUGAGAAUUUAAAUGAAGAUAAUACUAGUGGAAACUCUCCUGAAAAAUUAACACCUUGUACUGAGAAUAAAAUUUUACUCAUUCAGCACAAUACGCAUCAAAAAUCUUUAGAACAAUUAUCGACAGUAUCCACAGAUUUGAGUUCGAAUUUAGAUUCUUUAGAUCCUAAUGUUAGCAGUUUGGAAGAUAUUAGAUAUAAACUUACCAGGGAACGUAUCGAGAAAUAUAAACAAGAACGCCGGACAUUUUUGCGUGAUAAAUAUCGUUCAGAAUCUUUUCGAGGAGAAAAUAAAGAUCAUAGCUUGUCAAAGUAUAAAAACAAAAUAGAUAAAUCAUCUUCUGACAGUAAUGUUACUGACAGUUUAGGAAAUGUAACUAAGUCUGACACAGCACCUGUACACACGAAUCGGAAUUCAGGCAAUGUAACAAAUAGUUAUAGUCGUGAUAAUACGUAUUCACUAGAUCGUGGCAAAAAGAACUUUACAAAAAUAAAAAAUCGCUCCGAAAUUUCUCAUAGAUUAUCGAGCAAAGAUUCGACUUCUGAUAGCCAUGUUGUAUUAAGUGAUAACUUUGUUCCGAAACACGGCAUGGUUACGUCUAUUCCUGGGCCUGAUGUCAUUCUGAGGAUGACUAAUGAUAGCACUCAUCAAGAUACCAGUACUUGGGAUAGGAGAAGUUUGGAUAGUCCAGGUCGACAGAAACAUUCUCUUAAUUCUGAUAGGAGGAGUUUGAGUGAACGGGAAAGGCUCAAAACAAAUGAAACUCGAGACAAUCGAACAAUACAAAGAGACAAAUGUUCACCUUCCGUUUGCAUUCGGGAUGUGGCGGCAAUAUUUGAAUCUCGAUCGAAUGACACGUAAAAUUCACAUCUGAUCUCUCUAUCAUAAGCACAUACGACUAAAUUAUUGUCGUAUGUCAUAUUUAUUUGCAUUUGUAAACAUUACACGCAUGUGCGUGACAUCACACUAUAAAAAGUAUUAUUUAAGUUCACUGAAAAUGUAUUUGUGUGAAAAUUGACAGCGAGUGGAGCACCUGAUUUGUAGUAUGUAUAUAUUAAUUAUUGUAUUUAUAUCUGCAGUGGAAUGCUUGAGUUAAUUUGAAGUAGUUUAUAGAAUCGUUCAUUACAUAAAAAAUAUUAUUUGUUUUCUAUUUAUACAAUUAUCUUUCAUCAAAUUUCAUAGUAC